This is a messenger RNA of Paramuricea clavata, 2337 nucleotides long. The record is from the annotation of a GenBank genome assembly. Lineage: Eukaryota; Metazoa; Cnidaria; Anthozoa; Malacalcyonacea; Plexauridae.
AUGAGAUCACUCCAUGACCAACUGAAGGAAAUGGGCGUCAAUGUCGAUGAUAAAGAAUUGGCGAUGACUUUACUUGGUAGUCUUCCUGAAGAAUUCAAGCCUCUGAUCACAGAUUUAGACGAUGUUGGAGAAAAUAAUUUAUCAUAUGAAAAAGUAAAAGGAAUGCUUUUGAAUGAUGUCGAUCGAAAGUCUGAUACGAAAAAGAAUGAAGAUGCUUUUUCUGCACAGCGUGGUUUUGGUGCAAAAGGCAAAAGAUGGCCCCGACAUGGUAACACUCAAGGAGGUGAUGGAAAGUCAAAUUAUCAGAAAGGUGAUCGGAAAUCUGAAAGACCCUUUCAUGGUCUUUGUCAUUUUUGUCAUGAGAGAGGACAUUUUGCGAGAGACUGCCUCAAAAGUCAAAACGAAUCCAAAGAAUAAGAAGUUUGCUAAUGUUGUAAAAGGAGAACAGCAAGAAGAUGUUCACGAGGUCACCAAUCAAGAAGCUUUAUUUACUUCUAAUGACGAUAUCAAUUGUGGUUGGAUUAAAGAUUCAGGUGCUACACAACAUAUGACGUCUAAAAAGAGUCGACUGGUCAAUUAUGCUGAAUUUAAGCAACCUUGUAAUGUGAAUCUUGGCGAUGAUCGCACUAUUUUUGCAUUUGGUAAAGGAACUUAUAAUCUUGUAGCCGAUUUGGGUAACGGACGUACCCAAAACAUUGCUCUCAAGGAAGUUCUGUACUUACCUGAUCUGAAGAAGAAUCUGUUGUCUGUCCAAGUAAUGGGAAAGUUAGGUGCAUUAAUUCAAUUUGAUGGUGUCCAAUGCAAGAUAGAGAGAAAUUCAAAGCUGCUAGCUACUGGUGAGCUGUAUGGUAAGCUGUACAUGCUGAAGAUUAUUCCUGGAGUUGAGUAUAUCAAUGUUGUGAGAGAAGCACCAGAUAAGAAUUUGUGGCAUUGUCGAUUUGGACAUUUAGGAAUGAACGGUAUUUCUAAAUUGAUCAAUGAGAACAUGGCUGAAGGAAUGAACUGUUCUGACCAUGGUAAAGAAUCAUCAUUAUGUGAAUCAUGCGUGAUGGGAAAGCAACACCGCACACCAUUCCAAAAGAUACCCGACACCGAGCAAGUGAACUGUUUGAAAUCAUUCAUACAGAUGUUUGUGGUCCUAUGCAUGUAAAAUCAUUUGGGAAUUCACAUUAUACUUUGUUACAUUUAUCGAUGACUAUUCAAAGUAUACACAGGUGUAUUUUCUUAAGAGUAAAGAUGAAGUCCUUGAAAAAUUUAAAGAGUUUGUGAGCUACGUCAAUACUCUUGGAAAGAAGGUGAAAGUUCUACGAUCGAACAACGGCGGCGAGUAUUGCUCCAAAGCAUUCAAGGAUUACUUGAAAGAACAUGGAAUCCUACAUCAAACAACAGUUCCGUACAACCCUGAACAGAACGGUACCGCAGAACGCAUGAACCGUACUCUACUAGAAGCUGCUCGUUCAAUGAUGUAUCACGCUGGUAUGCCUAAAGAAUUCUGGGCUGAAGCGGUGAACACUGCAACGUAUACACGAAACCGAAGCUAGUCCUACUAAUUCUUUGAACAAUGCUACACUAUUCGAAUGCCUAUUUAAUCGCAAACCAGAUGUAUCCAAUUUAAAGGUAUUUGGCUGUGUGGCAUAUGUACAUGUUCCUAACCAUCAACGAAAGAAACUAGAAGAGAAAUCCAGAAAGUGCAUGUUUGUAGGAUAUCCCGAUGGUGCUAAAGGAUUUAAACUGUUCGACCUGAAAAAGAAGACUUUCAUCAGAAGUCGAGAUGUUAUAUUUGAAGAAAGAAGUUUUCAUAAGUUCAAAUGCGAACAGUCUUCUGAAUCAAAUUCUGAAGUCUACUACCCAGCAAAGGAAGCUUCCCAAGUUAAUUCACCAAUUGUUCAAGCUCAAAUUCAAGCUGGUGAUGAAAAUGUGAAUGUUGAAGAAAAUCCUCAACCGAUUUUGGAAAACAAUGUUCCUCUCCAAGAAAAUGAUAACAAUCGAGUGGGAGCUAGGUAUGAAGAUAACUUUAUGCGUGAAGAGGAAAAUUUGAAUCAACCAAGACAACGAAGGGCACCUGAAAGAUACGAAGAAAUGUACGUCUGUGCUGAUGAUCUUACUGCAGAUAUAAACGAACCCCGAAAUAUCUCGGAAGCCUGGUCUAAUGAGUACAACACACAAUGGAAGAAAGCGACCGACUCGGAGUUCAAUGCAUUAAUGGAAAAUGGCACAUGGGAACUUGUACCUCCGCCUGAAGAUAAAAACAUCGUGGGAAGUCGAUGGGUCUUCAAAGUCAAGCGAAAGGCAGACGGAUCAGUUGAAAAGGUAGACGGAUCAGUUGUGGCCCAGUGA